Messenger RNA from Rhipicephalus microplus (southern cattle tick), 5268 nucleotides. RefSeq names its product cell division cycle protein 14 (gene cdc14). NCBI's taxonomy places the organism in Eukaryota, Metazoa, Arthropoda, Arachnida, Ixodida, Ixodidae. The record is from RefSeq and is a predicted model, not a curated record. Gene Ontology annotation, biological process: protein dephosphorylation.
CAUGACAUUCGUUCGAACCCGCUCACGGGUUCUUUUGAAAAAAAUUCUCCCUUGACGGGUGGUAGGAAGAUGGCCGUACGCUGAGGGGCCUAGCCAGCUGAGCCAGCGACCACCACCACCGUCGGCGGGGUGACAGGCCGCCCCAAAUUCUGGCUUCACGUGGGCUGCGGGCGCCCUGUCGUAGGAAGGAAAGAAGGUACAAACGAGCCGCCGCCGCGCCUCGGAGUUUGGGACCGGGAGUGAUGUGCUCCCGGGUCGUCGUCAGCUGAGCGCCAGCCACUUGCCACGGUACGACCCCGUCGCCGUCACUGGGACGACGGCUAGCCGCCGAAGCGCCAUGGACGACAUCAAAAGCGACGCGGUUCUCCACAUCGCCGAGAUCAUCACGGACCGGCUGUACUUUGCCGCGGUUCGUAGCACGGUGAAGCCAGUCUCGAGUGGCCAGAACCACUUCUUCACCAUUGACGAUGAACUGGUCUACGAGAGCUUCUACGCCGACUUCGGACCACUCAAUCUGGCCAUGCUGUACCGCUACUACAUCAAAUUGCAGAAGAAACUGAAUUCAUACGCACUGGCCCAGAAGAAGAUCAUUCACUACACAACCAGUGAUGCCAAGAAACGGGUCAACGCGGCCUUUUUGAUGGGCUCGUAUUCGAUAAUCUUCCUGAAGCGCUCUGCCGAGCAGGCUUACAAGUCCCUCUGUGCAGGCAUCAUUACGCCGUACAUUUCCUUCAGAGAUGCCUCCUUUGGGCCGUGCACAUACAACCUGAGCUUACUCAACUGUCUGCGGGCCGUCGAAAAGGCGGUCCUUCACAAAUUCCUGGACUUCGAGACGUUUGAUGUGGAAGAGUACGAGUACUACGAGCGGGUCGAGAAUGGCGACCUCAACUGGAUUGUGCCCAACAAGUUCAUCGCCUUCUGCGGUCCUCACCCAAAGAGCAAAAUUGAAAAUGGCCACCCGUUCCACUCUCCGGAGACGUACUUCCCAUACUUCCGCAAGCACAAUGUCAGCACGGUGGUGCGGCUGAACAAGAAGAUAUAUGAUGCUCGCCGUUUCGCCGACCAAGGGUUUGAACACAAGGACCUGUUCUUUGUAGACGGCUCGACUCCGAGUGAUGCCAUCAUGCGGGAAUUCAUCGAAAUUAGCGAGAACACACCUGGUGCCAUCGCAGUCCACUGCAAGGCUGGCCUCGGCCGCACGGGAACCCUGAUAGCGUGUUACAUCAUGAAACACUACCGCUUCACGGCAGCUGAGGCCAUCGCCUGGAUUCGCAUCUGCCGACCGGGCUCGAUCAUCGGACACCAGCAGCACUGGCUCGAAGAGAAGCAGCACUACCUGUGGCUACAGGGCGACCUGUACAGGUCUCAGCUGAGCAGCAGCCAGCAGCACGCCAACAACGUUAACAACAACCAGGCCAACACGGGCAGCAUGCGACGAUCACUGUCGCCGCACAAUCGUAGCGUGUCCCCACCGGCUGUGACGAGCAACAACCGGCGGGGGUCGCCCCGGCGUGCUGUGGCGUCCGACACAGAGGGUACGGUCAGCCACAUUCUGGGCCGAUUCCACUUGACCGACAAGAGGACGCAGCAGCAGCAGCAGGUGGACCGAGCCAACAACAACACUGUGGCAGGUGACUCCGAAGAAGACCUCACCCAGGGUGACAAGCUGAUGCGCAUCAAGGCACAGAGGAGACAUCCACGCUCCCUCACAGCUGGCACGGCACUCACUGGUGAGGAGGGCCGCCCACAGCGGCGAGCCUCUUCUCAGCCCCUGAAGGGUGGAGGUGGCGGGGGCACCGCAAUGUCGCCCCCGGGGGGACCAUUUGCCCCCUCUCUUGGCUACGCCUCCCCGGUGAAGUCCCUGCGAACUGGUAACCGUACGCCCGCUGCGACUGUCAACGCAACAGGGCGUCGCCGCUCCCCUACCUCGCCUCCUGCGCGCAGUGUCACCAGCCGCCAGGCACCUGGAAGCAUGCCCAGGUGACGAGGGGGGCCGGCCCUCCGGAAGGUGGCGGCGGAGGCGCCCCCCGGCCCCCCUACCAGGCGCUCCCCCCGGAAGAGGCCCAAGAGGUGCAACCCGUCUACCCCCAGCCGUCACUAACGAACCCCUUCCCAGCAAUGCCACUCGCAGAGCAUGCCCCACCUGUAUGCCCCUCCAGGAUAGAAGCACCAGUUCCGUUGUGUGCGGUGUCAUGACUGGGCAGUGUGGCCGACAAGUUCUCUUUCUUAUCGUGGACCUCCCCACCAGAGUACAGUGUGCGACACUGCCUAGAGUUUGGAAGUGACAACAAGGCACAACUGUUCGAACUGUUCAACCAAGAACCGUCGUUCCUGCAACCCAGCGUGACCAUGACUGGAAGGUAUGUGGACGAUCCACGGUUAUCACCGCCAGAAGGGAUCCAGCAUUAGAGUACGAACAGCAGUGCCCCACUCCUACUUGCAGGCUUGUACCUAGUACCAGCUGUGCUAGCAUGCGCCAGAUGCGCACAGUAGUGCAACUGGGUAUUGUGUUGUCGAUGUGCGGGUAGACUUUUACAAGAGGGGAGAAAGUUGGUUGCUCGUAGUGGCGAAGUGUUAAUGGUCUAAGAAUGUGUUGUUGCCUGGACUUCCAGAGGCUGAUGUGGGGUUCCUGUCUGCCAGUACUAGGCAAGCAUUGGUAGGGUUGGGGCAAACGAUGUUGCAAUGAUCGUGGCAGCCAGUUUUUUUGUGCGUGCAACCAGAAUGGAGUUCAAUCUUCUUGCCCAGAGUUUGAGGUGCCGGUGCUGUGAAUCUGGCAGGUGCUUUGGCAGUUGUGGAACAGAGUUUUCGUUCUUUUUUUUCUGGGUACGACAUCGCCACGAUGCAGCAGAUGUUGCUUUACCUCAAGUUGAACUUGAGGGAAAAGGGACUGGCACAGUGUUUUAUACUAGUUCCUGGGACAACUCUGCAUCUCUUGUCAUCGUAGCCAAGGCAUCCUCUCGAGCUUCACCUGUAGGCAGGCCUGGCAUUUUGUUCAAAAGUGCGGGGUUAUAACAUGAUCCACAAUAUGUAAUUAUGGGCACAUGCUGCUGAUUGGUUGGUGGAAAGUGUUGCCUAAUGCAGCCAUUUGGAGCCUUCCAGUUGCGUGCCUGUUGCACAGAUGUUCCUCACCAUGAGUGUAAGCACCGUACUUUCAACCAGAGAACUAAUGCGCAUUUGUGGUAUAGUUCUCACGUAUUCAUUAACGUACCGGUGUUUGAAGAUCUCCAGUGCAUUGGAUAAUGAAUUUACCUCAUGCCCUUACUUUGUCGUGGAACUCCUUUACAUCCAGUCAGUUGCCUUUAGUGGAUUCGCAUUGAGCUGCAGUCACAGGUCUGCUGUGGAUCCCACUGGGUUGCAGCUGUCUCCUCCCAAUGCAGGUCGAGAGCUGCUUGCAAGGUUAGAAGCAGUGCCGGUGGUUUUACUAAUUGAUAUAAAUAUUACAGUGUCUUUUAUUUUGACCCGCCUGAAACGUGAUCAUUAGAUCAUAAGAUUUUAUUUUUUGACAAAGAGUAUUGCAAUACUGUGAACACUGUUCACUGCAGCCGCCUCCCAGUGUUUAACUCCACUCUGAAUUUCUAAAUGCUGCCAUUUUCUUCGGAACAAGUCUGCAGCCAUUGCUGUGUUGAUAUUGUGUACUGCAACGGCGACCACGUUCCAAUUUGAUCACGCUUGAAGCAUGCACUGGUUGUUUAAGCCUUUGGAGGUAGUGCAAAAAAGAAACUUUCCCUCGAGCACGAUGGCCGCACAGUACGCUGAGCAGGUCGGCAGAAUUUGGCUCUAAUGGAGCACAGCAUUUGAAAUUAGGUCUGAAAGUGGCAGGUUGUAAUUAUGGUCCCAGAAAGCUCCCCCUAUGGUGAGCUGUCAUGCGUUACUUUUUACUGAAUAUUUCACUAUACGCAGCUUCUUUUUUUAUCAAGCUUCAAUAUAGCAAACAUUCAUAUGAAGCAGAUAUGUCUUUGUUGUAUUUAGAAAUCAAGGGCACUGCAUAAAUGGCAAUGCUAACUUAUUUAUCUAAGUAUAAUGGGUAAUUUAUUGUAGUUGGUAAUUUAUUGUGACCAGUAAAUCAUUAUAGCUAUAUUCCUUUUAUCGAGGUCUCACUGAUUUGACCUUGAUUAACGAAUAUGGAUAGAGCGAAUUUCUCGUUACAACAAAGUAAAUGAAGAAUACUGAUGUCAUUAAAGUGUUUUGCAUAUGUAAGUUCAAAACAAAUUUUCACAUACGGUGAAACUAGGGGUGUGGAAAUAUUUGAGUUUUUAAUUUGACUGUCGAACAGCUGGUAUUUGAUUAAUAGAAUAAUUCGACAGGAUGAAUAUCUAAAACGUGACAAAGGCCAAUGGUGCAACUUGGAUAGGGUGGAGUAUCUAAAACCUAUGCUAACAUUGUUACAGUAGCCCACUUGAUAAAAAUUUUACCAAUAUUCCUCUUCAAAAGCAAGCGCAUGUUUAUAUUGAAGGAGCUUAUGUCAUUUCUGCACAUCAUGGCUUAAGCAAUGAAGGCCAAGGAACAGUUGGGGAAAAUGGAACUGCUAGCAUCAAAAAAUAAGCAGCACACUGACCUGAGACCUCAUAGCCUCAAAAUUGAUUCAAUGAGCCCCUGACGCCAGCAAGGAAUAAUCUUUUGAAGUAUUGAAAAGAGCUUGGAGCUGCACUUUAAUUAUGUAUCGGCAAAAUUGCUUUGCGAUACUUUCCCAUGCUUGCUACUGAGGUUAGCACCUGUUUUCCACUUCAGGAAACACUGUAACAUCAUGGUGAUCGAGCCUAAUGCCAGUUCAUUCAAAGCGGCUUCCGUUUCUGUAUGACAGUUUGUAGUCUUUUGGUAGCAGUCGCGCACUGCAUUAUGUGCUCGAGAUCAACAGCAGAUUUAUUGUUUUUGUCAUUUCUUUCAAAUCAGUAAAAUUCAUUGUAUUUGAUAUUAACAGUGUUUUAUUCCGGGGCCUGCACUGUGACUUCAGUGACGUAUUUCUGUUACGAAAAUGCCAUAAAAAAAUACACACUAUCAGAAAUCGAAGAAAAGAAGUUUUGUCAACGGGAGUUGAACCUACAACGUUCCGGUCCAUCAUAAGAGAUACUGGGCACGCUAUCCACUGCGGCACAGUCGAAUACUUACCGCAACGGUGAUCUAGUGGCUAAGACAGUCGUUUGCUGACCCGCAGGUCACAGGGUGGCAUCUCAGCUGCAGUGGCCACAUUUUCUAUGAAGGCGAGAAUGCUGUAGGCCCGUGUGCUCAGAUUUGGGGGCACAAUAACCUCAGGUGGUCGAAAUUUCUAGA